This is a messenger RNA of Ctenopharyngodon idella (grass carp), 5837 nucleotides long. Its product is annotated as NACHT, LRR and PYD domains-containing protein 3-like. Bases 384 to 3713 code for a protein of 1109 amino acids. Gene Ontology annotation, molecular function: protein binding. The record is from RefSeq and is a predicted model, not a curated record. The transcript is spliced from 10 exons. Lineage: Eukaryota; Metazoa; Chordata; Actinopteri; Cypriniformes; Xenocyprididae.
AUAAAUCACCAAAAUACACACACACACACACAGACACAGACACAGGUAUUGUGGCUACAGUCCUGUUGAACCUGUGACGCUUUACUCCACUAGAGGGAGUAAGUUUGUUUUUAUAUUAGUGGAGUUACAAAACAAGACACACCUUAACCAGGUAGAAACGAAAGUAAAAGAAGAGGAAGAAGAGACGCCAUUCCGAGGCUUUAAACAUGUUAACAUUGGGUGAUUAAACAGCCACAUAUUUAGAGCCCUUGCCUUGCCCUGCCCAAUCCAGUUGGUCAUGUUUCCGCCACGGGGUAGUUUUGUUUAAUAAAAAGCCCAUCUCUGCAUUCUUGUGUCCUCAUCUCAUCCCUUCGCCCACACCCUGACAGUAGAAGAACACUAAAAUGAGUUUACCCUCUGGAUCCAGUGAUGGAACAGUGACCUCUGACCCCAGUAUCAGCAGUAGGAAGAGUCAGAGAUCAGAGUCUCCAGAUCCCAGCUGUGUUUCUCUGAAGAGUAACAGAUCCAUGACGCCACCCCCUGCAUUCAGUGAUGAACCAGUGACCUCUGACCCUUUGCAGGACAAAACUGCAGCUGCCCUGCAGACACACACACUGGAGACUGAAGACUUGCAGAGAGUCAAAGACCAGCACAAAACCAGCAUGAAGAACAAGUAUGAGAGAUUAUUUGAGGGAAACAAACUCCAAGAGAAUGAAACCCUCCUGAACAGGAUCUACACACAGCUCUACAUCAUAGAGGGAGAGAGAGAAGGAGUGAAUGAAGAACAUGAGGUUUUACAGAUGGAGAAAACAGCCAGAACACAACACUCACAAGACACUCCAAUCUACUGCAAUGACAUCUUUAAAGCCUCACCUGAACCAGGAUGUGAGGAGAAAGACCAAAUCAAGACUGUUCUUACUAAAGGCAUUGCUGGAAUUGGAAAAACCGUCUCUGUGCAGAAGUUCAUUCUGGACUGGGCCGAGGGAAAAGCCAAUCAGGAUAUAGAAUUCAUGUUUGUGCUUCCAUUUCGAGAGCUGAACUUGAUCCGAGAUCGUCAGUACAGUCUUCACAGACUUCUGCUGGACUUUCAUCCUGAACUUCAAGAUCUGGCCUCAAAGAUUUAUGAGGAGUGUAAAGUUGUGUUCAUCUUUGAUGGUCUGGAUGAAAGCAGAAUCACACUGAUGUCUUCAGACACUCAGAAAGUUUCUGAUGUGACUGAGACUUCAUCUGUGGGUGUGUUGAUGUCAAACCUUAUGAAAGGAGAGCUGCUUCCCUCUGCUCUCAUCUGGAUCACCUCCAGACCUGCAGCAGCCAAUCAGAUCCCCUCCAAAUACAUCAAUCGUCUGACAGAAAUUCAGGGGUUCAAUGAGCCUCAGAAAGAAGAGUAUUUCAGGAAGAGAAUCAGUGACGAGCAUCAAGCCAGCAGAAUCAUCUCGCACAUCAAAAGAGCAAGAAGCCUCCACAUCAUGUGCCACAUACCUGUUUUCUGCUGGAUCUCAUCCACUGUGCUUCAGAAGCUCCUGAAAGAAGAUCUGAGUGCAGAAAUACCUCAAACUCUGACUGAAAUGUACAGCCACUUCCUGCUGAUUCAGAUCAACAUGAGGAAUCAGAAGUAUGAAGAGAGAGAUCCAGAGAAACUCCUGCAGUCCAACAGAGAAGUAAUUGUGAAACUUGCUGAAGUGGCUUUCAAACAGCUGAUGAAGGGCAAUGUGAUGUUCUAUGAAGAGGACCUGAGAGAGAGCGGCAUAGAUGUCACUGACGCCUCAGUGUAUUCUGGGAUUUGCACUGAGAUCUUUAAGGAGGAAUCUGUGAUUCAUCAGAAGAAAGUCUACAGCUUCAUUCAUCUGAGUGUCCAGGAAUUUCUUGCUGCUCUCUAUGUGUUUUAUUUAUAUGUAGUCAAGAACAAGAAGCCAUUGCAGGUUUUUCUGAGGAAAAAACAUAUGGGAAAACAGCCCAAGGAAUACUGUGUGAAUCUGUGUGAGCUUUUGAGAACAGCAGUAGACAAAGCCCUUGAGAGUGAGAAUGGACAUCUGGAUCUGUUCCUGCGGUUCCUGUUGGGUGUCUCACUGGAGUCCAAUCAGAGGCUUUUACAGGAUAUACUGACACACACAGAAAACAACUCCAAGAGCAUCAGUCAAACCAUUACUUAUAUUAAAGACAAAAUUAAAGACAUGAGAACUGUUCCAUACAAUCUUUCCACUGAAAGAUCCAUCAAUCUGUUCCUCUGUCUGCUGGAAAUGAAAGAUCAGUCACUGACCAGAGAGAUUCAGGAGCUUGUGAAAUCAGAGAAACACUCAAAAACUGAUGUCUCUCCUGCCCACUGCUCAACAGUCGCCUACAUGCUUCAGAUGUCAGAGGAGGUGCUGGAUGAGCUGGACCUCAAGAAAUACAACACAUCAGAUGUGGGUCGAAGAAGACUGAUACCAGCUGUGAUCAACUGCAGGAAAGCUGUUCUUGCUGGCUGUAAUCUCACUGGUCAAGAUUGUGAAAUUAUAUCCUCAGCUCUCCAAUCCUCAAACUCGGUCCUGAGAGAGCUGGACCUGAGUAACAAUGACCUGCAGGAUUCUGGUAUAAAGCUUCUUUCUGACGCACUGAAGAGUCAAAACUGUCAGCUGAAGAUACUUAGAUUGAUGUUGUGCAAUCUCACUGUUCAGAGCUGUAAAUGCUUGUCAUUAGCUCUGCAAUCCUCAAACUCUGUCCUGAGAGAGCUGGAUCUGAGUAACAAUGACCUGCGGGAUUUAGGAGUGAAGCUGCUUUCUGAUGGACUGAUGAAAGCAGCAAACUCUCAGCUGGAGAUACUGAGGUUGGCUAUGUGUAAUCUCACUGGUCAGUCCUGUGAAACUGUGUCAUCAGCUCUACAAUCCUCAAACUGUGUCCUGAGAGAGCUAAACCUGAGUAACAAUGACCUGCGGGAUUCAGGAGUGAAGCUACUCUCUGUUGGACUGAAGAGUCCAAACUCUCAGCUGCAGAUACUGAGCUUGUCAGGCUGUUUGGUGACAGAGGAAGGCUGUGGUUAUGUGUCUUCAGCUCUGAGUUCAAACCCCUCACACCUGAGAGAGGUGGAUCUGAGCUACAAUCACCCAGGACAAUCAGGAGUCCAGCUGCUAAAUGACAAACUGACAGAUCCAAACUGCUCUCUGCAGAGACUCAAUUUGAAGUGUGGUGGAGAGACCAGGAUAAGAGCAGGACUGGAAAAAUAUGCCUGUGAUCUCACACUGGAUCCAAACACCGCAAACAUUCAUCUCAUGCUGUCUGAGCACAACAGAAAGGCAACGCAUGUGGAAAAGAAACAGUCAUACACUGAUUAUCCGUGCAGAUUUGAGCACUAUCCUCAGGUUUUGUGUAAAGAGAGUCUUACUGGACGCUGUUACUGGGAGGCAGAAUGGAGCGGGGGGGAGGCUGAUAUAUCAGUCGCAUAUAAAGGAAUCAGCAGGAAAGGAAGGAGAAAUGAAUGUGUUUUUGGUUACAAUGAAAUGUCCUGGAGGUUGGAGUGCACUGAUGAUCAAUUCAUAUUCUGGCACAAGUUCAAGAGCACCAUCUUACGUGUCCCUUCACCCUUAUAUAAGAGAGUAGGUGUCUAUCUGGAUGUGUCAGCUGGCACUCUGUCCUUCUACAGCGUUUCUGACACACACACACUCACACACUUACACACAUUCAACACCACAUUCACUGAACCCCUCUAUGCUGGAUUUAGCCUGUGUAAAUGCUCAGUGUCUCUGUGUCAGAUUAAAUAGCCUCUAAUGAGGAACAUGUUUGCCACAAAUACAGAUUAGGUGGAAAUAGGGCUGCAUAAUUAAUAUAUAUAUAUUUUUGUUUUAUAUAUUUUGUUAAUGUUAAUUCUUCAGACGAAAAUGCUUAUUAGUCUUAGUCACAACUGAGUCAUUUUUGUCUUUCAUAGUUUUAGUUUAGUUUUAGUCAAUGAAAAGCAUUUUUCGCAUCGCAUUUUUGUCAACUUUUAGUCAUUACUUUGUCAAACUGCAGUUACCAAUAUUAAUUUUGGUAGCUAUUUUAUAUGUAGUCUUUAGACAAAAGUCAUUAUAAUUUUUCUCUUUAGACCAAUUCAAUUAAGCUUAUGAAAAAUUUGAAUCAAGGUAACCCCUUGUGAAAAAAAAAAGUGCACUUUAGUAUAAUUUUAUAAAGUGUACUUAUUGCACAAAUAAUAUACUUUAAAAGAACACACUUAAGUGUGAAUCAAACGUAAUGUUUUCAUCGCUUAAGUGCAUUCUAUUUGUAAUUAAUUUCAAAUAUAUCACAGAUUAAGUUCAUAUUAAAUGCAAUAAGUUGAACUUUUGAGUGAUUUUUUUUUUUUUUUGAACCACUUAAGUGGGACUUUAAUACAACUUUAUGAUAACCUUCGUAAUUGCUUCUAGUAUCUUUAAAAUAUAGUUGAAGUGUACUGCUCAAUGUACUGACAAGCAAAUAAUGUGAACUAAAAUAUAUUUUAAUAUCAGUUAUCAAUACACUUAAGUGUAAAUUAAAUGUAAUGUUUUCACCGCUUAAGUGCAUUCUAUUAAUUUCAAAUGUAUCACAGAUUAAGUUCAUAUUAAAUGCAAUAAGUUGAACUUGAUUUUUUUUUUUUUUUUUUUUUUUUGAACCACUUAAGUGGGACUUAAAUACAAUUUUUUUUUUUUUUUUAAGUUCUUUGAAAUAUGGUAAAAGUGUACUUCCGAAUGUACUGACAAGCAAUUAAUGUUAACUAAAAUAUACUUUAAUGUCAUUUACAUGUACACUAUUAUAUAAUUUAAUACAUUUGUAAUUACAUUUACAUACAUUUUUAAUUUAAUACAUUUGUUAUUACAUUAUUUGUAAUUACAUAUAAUAAUGAAGUUACAAUUUAGUAUUUCAAAAUAUUACAAUAAACACAAAUGCAAAUUGAAACCCUCUACAUUCAUUGACAAAACAAUCUCUAAAACAAAUACACAAAAACCUUUUUGUUGAUGCACAAGAAAAACCCAAGACACUAUACACAAUCACAAACAAUUACAACACUUUAACUCUCAUUUAGAAAGAGUCUGGAGGACAGUGAGGCUUAUAUAUCAUUUUCUCCCUCACAUACAAAGGUACCUAAACCUACCCAUCACAAUACUUUCUGCAUUUUUACAUUUUCAGAAAAAAUCAUUCUGUAUGAUCUAUAAGAUGAUAAAUAAAACAACACCCAUGACUUAAUACAAACAAAAUGUAAAGAAAAGAAAAUAUUCAAAACUUUGGGCAACACUUUACAAUAACUUUUUAUUAGUUAACUACUUUAGUUAACAUGAACUAUGAAUGAAAAAUACUUUAGCAUUUAUAAAUCCUAGUUAAUGUUAAUUUUAACAUUUACUUAUGCAUUAUUAAAAUCAAAAGUUGCAUAUGUUAAUAGAUAAUGCACUGUAAACUAACAUGAACAAUGACUAUACAUUUUAUUAACUAACUUGAAAAAACUAUAUUUUUAUUACCUAAUGUUAACAAAGAUUAAUAAAUACUGUAAAAAAGUUAAUGCACAUAGUUAGAUCAUGUUGUCUAAUAUAUUAAUUGAUGUUAACAAAUGAGACCUUAUUGUAAAGUGUUACCGAACCUUGUUACUUAUAAGCUCUGAAACCUUUACUAGCACAAACAUUAAACAGGACCAAAAGGUUUCUUCUAAAAUCUUACUCCAGCAUUACAGUGAAAUUUUGAAAAGAAAAAACAAAGCAAAACAAAAACAAGAACACCAAAAUUGUCGGUCACCAACUUUUUUUGAAGUUGUAGGAAAAAGUGCUGUUUACGUCAAUGUCCCAGAAGAUCUCCAUCGGCAGAAAACCUCAAAUGUCCAUGAAGCUGCGCACCAUCUCUACACAGUAUGUGUAAAUGGACAUGGAGGCAGGAAAGUAAAAAAAAUA